Chondrus crispus (carragheen) is the source of this 1128-nucleotide messenger RNA. RefSeq lists its product as hypothetical. The transcript has a single exon. The coding region runs from base 1 to 1128 and encodes 375 amino acids. Lineage: Eukaryota; Rhodophyta; Florideophyceae; Gigartinales; Gigartinaceae. The record is from RefSeq and is a predicted model, not a curated record.
AUGAAAACAGUGUCCCGAAUAGUGCCGGGCCAAACCGUCCCACCGUUAGCUCGACUUCUCUUCUUCUUCCGCCAAGCUAAUCGCUUCCUGUCCAACCGGAUUUCAGCGCCGCGAAGGCGAAAUUCCGCAGAACCAACUUCUCACCUCCUCGGCGCAACUUUGUCGCCCUUGAGUGCAUCUCCGGAGAUGUCGCACUUACGCUCCGAGAGUCACACACCCCGCCGUAUUUCUCAAAUUUCUCUCCUAGCUGUCUCUGCGCUUCUCAUUUGCAUUGCUGAGUUCGCCCUCCCAGGCGGACUUACUCCGCGAAGAGAGAAAGAAAAGAUUUUGGCCAAGAGGGUUGCCGAGCAAUUGGACCUCAUAUCACCGGACGAUCCAAAUGUUGUGUUGCCCGGCGGACCCAUACCAAUUGACAGAGUGCAUAGACAAGCCCUGGUACAUCGCGGUUCAUGGAUGUUUGCGCUUGAUUCUCAUUUAAGGUUACUUCUUACCUGGCGAGCCCCGGAAAUGAAGACGUGCCCGAUGACCUGGGCACCUGUGGGAGAGCAUGCCAUCGUGAACGAAACUUUUGAAGAGGCCGCUACAAGAGGCCUGGAAGAAGAGGCUGCCUUCAUCCCUAGACCACGUAUAUAUCCAGUAGGUAUUCCGUUUUAUUAUCACCAUGUAUAUGACAACGGAACCAAGGACGAACGCACCGACAACCAAUGGACACAAGCGUAUGUCGUGCUGCCGAGAGGGGACGCUCUCGAUUUCCGCACACUCGAUGAUCGUGAUGCUCAGAUUGGCACUGCAGACGUCGAAAAUACCAGAUACCAGGGUAUGUCAUUGCCGGACGUCGUAAGACAUGCCAUUCAAAGACCAGAAUACUUCUGCCAUGAGACACAGGUCAUGUGGAUUUUGCAGGUGAUACCGCUUGUCGUCCGCACUCUUGAGACGUAUGACAUGCGCCUGUUCAGGGGAUAUUUACAAGAAGAGUGGACUACUCUAGUAGAGUCGGGUUCACCAGUGUGCUGCGCAGAAAGCGAGAAUCUGAAACCUGUGCCCGAAGUGAAUGUUUCGUUGUGCGGUGUUCCGUGUGAAGUCCCACAUCAUGAAACGGACGAUGACGAUGACGAUCCCGCGUCGUAG